This is a messenger RNA of Meloidogyne enterolobii, 532 nucleotides long. NCBI's taxonomy places the organism in Eukaryota, Metazoa, Nematoda, Chromadorea, Rhabditida, Meloidogynidae. The record is from the annotation of a GenBank genome assembly.
UAGUGAUUAUGGAUUGAGUUUAAAAACUUCUGAUUAUCAGAGAAGCCGUCCUGCUAAUGGAUUUAUCAAAUGCAAUCCAAAUUCAACAAAACCAACAUUGGUAGAUGUAUUUUAUGACAGCCAAGCAAAACCUGGAAUUUAUGAACCUGAAGCAAUUCGGGUUCUUUGUGGUAAAAGUGGAGGAAUGAAGAAUUUCUGUGUUUGUAAUGAAGAUGGAAAUUGUUUUGUACCAGUAAAAAAUAAUGUUCCUGUUUAUGCUGAACUGGCACCUUAUUGUGAUCAGUAUGCGGGUCCUCACGUUUACUUGGAACUUUACAGAGGGGCCCUUUCUUUGGAAAAUAACCCUAACAUAUUGUAUACACCUAAACCUAGCCAAGUAUUUGGUUGCGGCACAGAUUAUAUGAAAAUAGGAGCAGUUAGCUGUAAUGGAUGUGGAGUGAUUAAGAAAGCAUUGUGUAAGAAGGAUUGUAAAGGAUAUUUUGUACCAAAUAAGUUGGAUGUACAAGAUAUUAAAGGAAUUUUGAAUAAUUAA